This is a messenger RNA of Xyrichtys novacula (pearly razorfish), 10315 nucleotides long. The record is from the annotation of a GenBank genome assembly. NCBI's taxonomy places the organism in Eukaryota, Metazoa, Chordata, Actinopteri, Labriformes, Labridae.
AUGGUAUUGGUCAUUUCUUUCCACCAUUGGGAGAACUUUGGGUACGGUGUUCCACGGCUAUACGCCUCAGCCAAAGUCUGCUGCUGCGUCUCCGUCUCGCUGUCGUUUUUCUUCCGUGUAGUGACGGCGGAGGUGGACUGGUCAGUGUUAGCCUUAGCUGCCUUCAAACGCCGACUUUCAUCAUAUUCUUUUUCAUGGUUUUUCCGCAAAUGAUAAAAGAGGUUCGUUGUGUUUGAAUCAGUUGUAGCGACAUGGCGGCGACAAACUUUACAAACUACAGUAGUCUGCUCCGUAUCGCUCCUUUUAAACCCAAACCAUGACCACACAACCGACAUGGCCCCCCGUUUGGGCAGCAGCUCCUCCAUCUGUGUUAGCUCGUAAAUAUUUGAUGCACGAGAAUUGUCCUCUAUUUCCCCACAAUCACCCGGCUCCUCCAUGCUUGUUUUUUCUUCCCAGUGGCAGUAGCAUGUGUGGGCAUGCCAUAUAUGGAGCGUCACGAUGUAAAACACUGCCGUAAAGCGUGUUUUUGUGACACCGCGAUAGAAACAAUAGAGCUCAUAUAUCCCGAUAGAAAUUUUCUAUCGUUUAGACGAAACAUAUCGUCAUAUUGUGAAGCCUUACUGUCUCUGCCUUUUCCCCCAGCCACCUCACCCACAACAUGCCUCCACUCCAUCUGGCUUUGUCAGCUGUGCCAGCCUGGCUGUGAAGAUCCUGGAGCUGGAAGGAAGAAUCUCCACUCUCUACAAGAUCCAGGAAGCCGAGAAACAUCUCGAGAAACAUCUCGAUACCGGCACCGGAUACUCUUCAAACCAGCAUAAUCUGACACAAGUAGUGGUCUGGAGCCAGAUUCCACCGCUCCUACUGCUGCUGCUGUGUUCACCUCUACUCCAGAACCUGCUGUCACCACUCACAGUCCUGCCGGAGAAUCAGCAUCUCCUCCUGAGCCUGUCACCGCUCACGGUCCCGCUGCUACUCCACUCCCCAUCUUCGAUGACUCCUGGGCCCGGUUCGGGGCUAAGCCCAAGUGGCUGGUCAGCUCAUCCGAGCUAUGGUCGUGGGUUGGUCCCCACAGCAGGAGAGGGAAGAGUUCCCAUCAGGCACGUCCUGACUUCAGCCUCCCUCUUCAGAACACAGAUUUUAUUUUGGGCCGACACACAAGCUUGGCCACACUCUGGACUUAGUGAUAUCCAGAGGUCUGACUAUCACUGGCCCUGUUUACAUGGGUAGUUUUCCUCAAUCUGAUUGAAAUCAAUCGGAUUAAGUGAAUCUGAUCCAGCCGCGUUACACAGCAAGAAGUGUACGCUUCGUCAGUCGCACGAAACAACUCACUUUAACACUCCACCGUCCAGUUUUUCUGUUUGUUCGCCAUGUUUGUUUUCAUUUGGGCGCGCGAUGCAUACGUCACUAUGUGCCUCUUACAUACUACCGAGCGCCUGUGCAGACCGAACAAGCCUCUCUGUAAACCCAAUCCAUUCCAGUCAGCCGUACAUAUGGAGCAUGGAGCGGAUUAUCAAUCGGUGUAGACUACCUCUUACAAUCUGACCCGAAAUACAAUCAGAUCCGGGUGAAUAAGAUUGGCUAAGGUGUUUAUAUGAGACAUUUUGAAUCUGAUUGACCUUUCAAUCUGAUUGUAAAUGGGAUUUUUGGACCCAUGUAAACAGGACCUCUGUUGACUAGAUAAUUGAUAGACCCGAACUAUCAGAUCACUGUGUUGUGUUUUAACAUGACUGUCUCAGACUUGGAUAAAGACAAUUCAGAACACAUUAUGAAAAACUGUUGUUUCACCCAAUCGGCAGGCAAUGACUUUCCCCUUCAUCUAGCAAGUGCAAAUCCCCUGCCCAAUGCUUCCUCGGUGAAUGAUCUGGUUCACUAUUUUGAUGUCAAAUUAGAGUCGGCCCUAGACAUAGUGGCUCCUUACAAAAUCAAAAAGAAAAAUAACUCUGCAGCAACACCAUGGCUCAACGAACACACCCGCUCACUCAAAUGAGAAUGUCGCAGAGCAGAGAGUUUGGAGGAAAAGCAAACUAACUGUUCAUGAAGAGAUUCUUAAGAAAUCAACGGUUGCCUAUGAGAGAGCCCGGCGUCUGGCAAGGCGGGAAUAUUUUUCUGAGAUUAUAAACGAGAACAAGGGAAAUUCGAGAGUUCUCUUUUCCACCAUUGAACACGUUUUAAACCCCCGCAAUUAUACAAACACUCCCUGCUUCUAAAGUUAAAUGUAACGAGUUUGCAUCCUUUUUUGAUAACAAAUUCUCAAAUAUGCGAGCUGAUAUUACGAGUGCUGCUGCUGGCAUGAACACCCUUACUGUGAGCAUCAGGUGUUUACAAGUGUAGAUCCCUCUAGGGGUAGCCUUAAGUCAUUCUGUGCAGUUAAUGAAGAACUCUGCAAAAUCAUAUCACAGAUGACCUCAUCAUCCUGCUCACUGGAUGUAAUCCCUACACCUUUUCUCAAAGAAGUCUUGGACAGUGUGAUUAGUGAUAUCGUAAAGAUUUUAAACUGCUCCCUACAUUCUGGUGUCUUUCCUGACCCCCUUAAAAGGGCGAUAGUUAGGCGCUUACUCAAGAAACACAACCUUGAUCCUUCUGUACUAUGUAACUAUAGACCCAUUUCUAAUCUUCCCUUUGUGGGAAAAAUUUUAGAAAAAGUUGUUUUUAAUGGUUGGAAGUUUUUUUUACAGAAUAAUGAUAGACAUAACAAAUUCCAGUCUGGCUUCAGAAAAGGUCACAGCAUGAAAACGGCUCUUUUAAAGGUGGUCAAUGACCUUAGGGUGGCAUCUGACAAGAAAAAUGUAUCUGUUCUCCUACUACUUGACUUAACGGCUGCAUUCGACACAAUUGACCAUGAUAUUUUAUUACAUCGUCUGGAGUACUGGGUUGGGGUAUCAGGUGUGGCCCUGUCCUGGUUCCGCUCUUACUUAAAAGGCAGAAGCUUUUCUGUCAGUCUAGCUGAGUUUUACUCAGACAAGUAUGACAUUUGUUCUGGUGUUCCUCAGAGCUCAAUCCUUGGUCCACUAUUGUUUUCUUUAUAUAUAUUGCCACUGGGAGAACUUAUCGGUAAUCAUGGUGUGAACUUCCACUUUUAUGCUAAUGAUACCCAGCUGUACCUCUCUGUAGCACCAGAUGAUCCAAGUGCUUUAGACUGCCUGCUGUCCUGUCUAGCUAGCAUCAAAUGGUGGAUGACUGACAAUUUUUUUAAACUAAAUGAGGAUAAAACUGAAAUCCUUACAAUUGGUGGUACUAAUGAGCAGAGGGAAUCAAUAAGGAGUAGACUAGGUAACCUGACUGUUGAAAGUAACAAUACAGUAAAGAACUUGGGGGUUAUAAUCGAUUCGAAAUUGAACUUCAAUACACACAUUAGUCAUGUUACCAAAACUGCCUUUUUUCAUCUUAGAAAUAUUGCAUGCAUUAGAGCUUAUCUGUCACUCGACGACGCCAAAACAUUGAUCCAUGCCUUCGUUUUCUCCCGGCUUGAUUACUGUAACGCACUCCUCUCUGGCCUGCCAAAGAAAACUACAGACAGGUUACAACUUGUUCAAAAUGCCGCAGCCAGAGUCUUAACUAAAACCAAGAUGAGAGAACAUAUUACUCCAGUUCUAGCGUCACUGUACUGGCUUCCGGUUGUUUUUAGAAUUGAUUUUAAAAUUCUUUUACUUGUUUAUAAAGCUCUUAAUGGUCGGGCACCCUCCUACCUAGUUGACUGUCUACCCAGAUAUGUUCCAAACCGCUCUCUCAGGUCAUCCAGUGCUGACCUGCUUGAAAUACCUAAAAUGGCUGUCAAGUCCCCACAGUUUUCAGUUCCAAAUGACCCAGGACAACUCGAUUUCCAACUCAAUCAGCUUUUUUAUUUUCCACUUUUCAUUUGGCUCUUUGAUGUUGAUUGGUUGUUCUUUUUCAUCAGGUUGUAAACCUUCAAGACAGAAACAACAAUUAGCAACAUGCCAUAUCAAAGAAUAAAUCACUUUUAAUAAUUCAAUAAUUAAAUUUUUAAAUGUUGCCAUUAAUUUAAACACAUUAGAACAUUUUUAGUUAAUUAACCAAUGUUUUAACCAAUUAAUAUAUUUAAACUAAGUGUUUUAAGGCAGCUUAUCAAGUUAAACAUUCAAUUGUUUUCGUAACUUUUGUACAUUGAGUUUAAACUUUAAAUGAUAUGUUUAAGCAUUUUAAAUUGUCUUUAGAUUAAACUAAACUUUUAAAUUGUUAAAAGGUAAGUAAAUUCCAAGGUAAGUAAAUUUUAAACUUUUAACUUAGACCUUUUUAAGCAAAUAAGCAAAAUAAAUUAGGGCCUUUUCAAAUAAAGUUCUACCAACAUAUAAGUACUUAAACUUAAAGCAAAUGUUGCUGCAAUGCAAUACUGCCUUUUCCCACAAUACAUUUUAACAGUAGCACUUAACAAGCAGCAUCUCUAACACAUUUCAAACACGCAAGGUAAGUGAAAAGACUACCGACCAUUAGCGUCAUGGAACUUGUAUAGUUGAGUAGAACUUGAUUCUUUGUCCUUUUUGUGGAGCUGCUUCUGCUUGAAGUUGUUUGCUCUUUUGUUCUCUGCCACAACUCAACCAGCUUUUCAGGUGUUCCUAAUCAGCCGACACCCAAAGGUCGGCCAUCUUUGGUGUACAGGGCGGCCAUUUUAGGUAUACCAAGGGGCGGCCAUCUUGAAUGUCCCAUGGGUGGCCAUCUUGGGAGUACAAAUCUGAGUUUUGAGGUUUGCCUCGACUAUGGCGUAUAAGAAACAUAGAGAAGCAGCAUUCUGUAUCAUUUUCUGUAAGUUCAAUAGUGUGCGUGUGUUUCCCUUUUAAUAAUUUGCAGGAAAUCUUGCUCUCCAAUGCACCUGUCUUAAAUGAUAGAUUUGCAAAGUACCCCUUCCAUUGUAGAUAAACAAAACACAGAAGCAUCCACACAAUUCUGAAAACUUUAGGUUUAUAUAUCAACGGCCUGACUCUUUAAGCACAACUCUGUUUAUCCCCCCCAAGUAUGACUUUAUAUCAGAGUUUUAAGAAUCUCUGAACACAACCUACAUUUGUUCACCUGGAAGCACUGGCCUUUAAAAUACAACACCCUGGUUACCAGUGAGUCUCACCCAUGUCCCACCUGUAAAUACUCAGCACUGCACACUUCAGUGAUUUGUUUGAGUAUGAAAUAGGCCUUCAGUGACUUACAGUAUAUAUCCACAUAGAUGAAUGGUAAAGAUUAAUCUGCUAUUGAGAUGCAGGCUUUUUUCACCCCGUCAGUAUCAGUGAUCUCUAUAUGUAAGGGCCUUACCUGUGUGAGUUCAGAGUUUUACUGCCUUUAUCAACAAUUUCAUUACAUCUUUAAUUAAAAAAAACUUGUAUUAAGAGGGUGAGAAGGCAGUAAAGCGGGUCAGGGACAGACACCAGAAGCUGGUAUUGAAUUUCACUUGAUUUGCCUGUCAACCUUUGUCACUAUCUUCCACAUUAAAUGUUCCUUUAAGGUCAGCACACUGACAGUCCACAGAGCACCACCAGAAUGGAGAGGAUCUUGCUGGGUCUCUUGUGCCUCUCAGGUCAGUAAACCUUCUACUUCAUCAGAUGACUCUGGUUCUGCUAAAAAAGAAAAAAAAAAGAAAGAAAACUGAUGAUUGAACUUACUUUGAUGAAAUGGUUCACAUAAAUUAGAACAGGUGCAUGUUAAGCUUUUUGUUGCAUCACCUGUUCCCCUCACAACACUGUUAAAAACUGGGAACCUGCAAUAGUUCAGGUCUCCUUUGUUUGUUAUUUCAUUCGUGAUGCACCAUGAUGGUUUUCGGUGGAUGACUGCAGGCAGGCCAGUUAUGCAUGCAGAUUCUCCUACCACAGAAUCCAUGUGCCAUGUGUGCAAAAUGUACUGAAGCUUUGUAUCUUCUUGGUAUACCAUUUGAGAUCUUCCCUGAAAAAGUCAUUGUCCUGAUGACAGCAUAUGCUGUUCCUAUACUCAUUCAUAUUGUUCAGCAUUAAUGGAGCCUUUACAGGUGUGGAUGCUACCUGUGCUGUUGACACUUUCGGUCCCCAUACAAUCAGGGAAGCUGGCUUUGACCUGUGUGCUGAUCACAAGCCAGAUUGUCCCACUCUUCUUUGAAGGGAAGGAUGCAUCCAUGAAUUCCAAAACGAAUAUUCGAGAUGUGGUAAAGAGCAUGUCAUCGGUACCCACAAAUACCCAUACCAUCAGAGAUGCUGAAUCUUGAACGGUACACUAAAUAAUAGCUUUAGAGGAAAGAUGCAGUGUCCAAGAUUUCCAGAGAGAAUGAAAGAAAACUUUGAUUUCUCAGGUCACAGCACAGUUUCCCACCUUCACCAUCUCAAAGUGACUCAGGCCCAGAGAAGUUCAUAUUAUUCUGGUUCUUCUUUAUAUGGUGCGGUCUUAACCUGCAUCAGUGGAUGCAGUCACAAAUUCUGAUCAUAUACAAUGUGUUCUAAAAGUGAUUUUAAAUCCACUCAGUGGUUUCCACCACAGAGUAAUACUCACAGCCAACCAGUAUUAGUUCACCACAUUAAUCAUAUUUAUUGAGAGAUGAUACUUUGCUUUUUUUUCAGCACUUAAGAUUUGUCUCAGUUAAUCCUGCCUCUGUUCAUUAAAUCAUUUAAAACCAUAAGAUUUUAUAGUUUUAACAUUGCAUUGUAUUUCACUGCUACAGGGCCCUAGUGAUGUCUACUUAUUAACCUGAUCAAGAGAGACACACCAUUCACAGCAGUCUCCAGUUCAUGGGCAGAGAUUUUUUUAGAUGUUUAAAUUAGGGGAGGGCGGCUUUUUUGGGGCAAGAUGUGUAUUUCAGCAGAUUGGUUUAUAAACAAAUCGAAAUGAUUCUAGAACACUGGGAAAUACAGAAAUAAAACAUGACAGCUUUGUGAUGUUGCAAUGAUAAAACAUUUCAGCCUUUAGUCAUAUAUGUUCUCCUCACAGGCUGGCACUUCAUCUCCUGCCCUGCUUAUCAGUACCACUUUGUUUCUGAAGCUGAGACCUGGACUAAAGCUCAGGCCAUCUGCAGAGAGAAAUAUACAGACCUGGCCACCGCCAAAAACACUGAAGAAAUGAACCAGCUCAUAGCCACAGUUUCAUCUCAUGGUUACAACAAUUUGGUUUGGAUCGGUCUGUACACUAAGAUUGACUGGAAAUGGUCAGAUGGCUACACAGCAAGUGGGAAUCAAUACAUGAACUGGGAAAAUAUUGAUGACGAUGAACCUGACUUUCGUUCAGGUGCACAGUUCUGUGGAGAUAUUGAAGAUUAUGGAAAAUGGUGGGAUGCGAAUUGCCUUGAUGAGCUGCACUUCGUUUGUUACACAGGUAAGGGUUCAAAAUAAGGGUGAGUCAAGACUUGUUUAAUGGACCAGGGAUCAGAGAUAGGUUUAUUACCAAAAGGGUUUGCACAAACAAGGACUCUGUCAUGGUGUUUGGGUGUUUUAGUGCCAAAUUAAUGACCACAGAUUAACAAUCCAAAUAAAAAUAGAAAUAUAUGAGUCAAAAUAGCAACAUACAGAUGGAAAUAAGUAAACAGCUUUUUCAUAGAAAUUCUAUUACUGUCAAGGAACCUUUAAAAGGAUACAAAAUCUAAGUAAAGCACAGGUAGACCAAUUGAUUGGGGUGACUAAUGAGGCCGACCAACUGCAUUUUGAAAUGAUCAGCAUCUUCUGAUAUCUGGACUCAUUAGUCCAACUGAAAACAUGAACAUAUCAUGUCUGUAGACACUGCAGGAAGCGCUGACAAGGAAAGCACUGCCAAGCAACAUCAGCAUUCCCUUGAAUGAAAACAGAAGUUAAAACUAACGACUGCUGACCAGUGUUUGAUAUAAAUAUGUCAUAUGUCUGUAUAAGAGCUCAGUGUAUUUUUCUAUUUUGUGAAAGUAUUUAAAACUCAUGCGAGACGUGUGCCCAGCUAAGAUAGUCAUGUAUGUUAGAUAGCAAUUUUCAUAGAGUAAUGGCUUUCAUUACUGUUUCAUUGUUAUAUCUUAUAAAAUGCAAAACAUUGGCAGUAUGAUAUCAGCUUGAUACAUCUUCAACUAGCCAAUCUCCUCUGAAAUUAUCAGUAUUGGUGGAAGCUGUUAAAAAAAACAACAACAAAAAAAAAAAACUGUAUUGUUCUACCACUAAUAGAAAAAAAACUUGAACAAAUUUGGUAUGGAGGGUUGUACACACUGUAAGUGCAAGACGGUGCUGAGCAAUGUAAGUGCAAAAUCCAGUGGGACCAAAUAGAGCCCACACUUAUACAGCCUGAGUAGUUGAUUUAAGUCUAUCCUCCGGAAAGACAACUACCAAUUUAUGGUAUAUAUACUAUAUAUAUAUAUAUUUAAUUUAAUGCCACUUGAACUGGCCGGUCAGGUGUGAAGUAAAUGAUAGUCGCAUCUCUGUCAGGAAAUACUGCCACUUUCCAACAGAUUUUUAAGAAGAUAACUUUGAAUGAAACAUGUCCUCAUUUUUUUAACUCUCACUGCAGGUACACCACAGAAUGCUGAGUUUGUUUUUGUUGAGGAGAAAAAAAGUUGGUUUGAUGCUCAGAGGUUCUGCAGGGAGAACUACGUAGACCUGGCAACUGUAAGGAACAGCACAGAGAACCAGAGGCUUCACGACACACGGCCAAACUCAGAAUGGGCAUGGAUUGGUUUGUACAGAGCUCCCAACCUUCACUGGUCUGAUGGGACCUACUCCACACUUCCACACUGGGAAAGUGGAGGAAACCCACUGGGCUUCUUGCCUGUGAUAUGUGGAGCUGCAUCUAUGUGGAGAGAAGGGAAAUGGUGGGCACUGCCCUGUGUAAAAAAAUACCCAUUUGUGUGCCACACCUCUGGUAAGUGACUUAACUGUCCUUCUGUUAAACUUUGGUAUAUCACAGUUAUUACAUGGCAUGUUUGUGUUCACUGUUUCUGAACAAAAUAGCUGGAGACAAAUGUUAAAAUGGUAAAACAUCUCAGCUCUUUGUAAUAUGUGCUUAACUCACAGACUGGCACCUCACUGCCUGCCUUCCCCAUCAGUACCACUUUGUUUCUGAAGCUAAGACCUGGACAAAUGCGCAGACCUUCUGCAGAGAGACUUACACAGACCUGGUUACAGUCAAAAACACUGAAGAAAUGAACCAACUCAUAGCCACAGUUUCAUCUUAUGGUUACGACUCUUCCUUCUGGAUAGGUGUGUCCAGUAUGAUUGAAUGGAAAUGGUCAGAUGGCUACACAGCAAGUGGGGAUGAAUACAUGAACUGGCAAAAUAUAAAGAACAAUGAACCUGACUUUGCUUUAGUCAGUCAGUUAUGUGUGGAUGUUACACAUGAUGGAAGAUGGUGGGAUGAUAACUGCUAUCAAGAGCUGCACUUCGUUUGUAACACAGGUAAGAGAUAGAGAACAACAACGGCCUUUUUGGACUGGGCUGGCCUAGAAUAGCACACUGACUAAAUAGAUGUUUCUACACACGUCCAUCUUCUGAUAAAACACAGCUUACUUUAUGAUUUUGGCUCAGCAUUAGAGUUGGCCACCAGGUUCAAAAGAAGGUUCAUACAUGCCCCACUGAAAGGGUACUGCCAGGUUUACAAAGUUUAUUGUUCAUUGAUCAUUUCAUCAGUUUUAAAACUUCAACUGCAGAUACACCACAGGAUUCUGGGUAUGUUUUUGUCAAGGAGGAAAAGAUUUGGUCUGAAGCUCAGAGGUUCUGCAGGGACAACUACAAAGACCUUGCCACUGUGAGGAACAGCACAGAGAACCAGAGGCUGCAGAGCUUAAUACCAGAAGACGACUACCCAUGGAUUGGUUUGCACAGAGAUACAAACCUUCACUGGUCUGAUGGAAGUGACUCCUCCUUCCAGUUUUGGGAUUAUGGUGCAACAUCACUGGGCUCCAUGAGUGUGGUAUGUGGAGCUGCAGUUGUGUGGAGAUCAGGACAAUGGUGGGCAUUGCCCUGUGAAGAAAAACAUCCAUUUGUGUGCUACACCUCUGGUAACUGACUUAACUGUCCUUCAGUUAAACUUUGGUUUCUCACAGUUAUUACAUGGCAUGUUUUUGUUCUCUGUUUCUGGACAGAAUUGGCAAAACAAGUGAUAACACAGGAAAUAAAGACAGGGGACCCCUCUAAGAACCUAAGUGAUCCUGCUGUGAGAGCAGACAUCCUUGGAGAGGUGAGCCUCUGCAUAAAAAGAAAAAAAACUCCAUUAAAUACUUACUUUGUUCAUUAUUUCUUUGUUUCUUUGUCUGAGUUACUUUCUAUUUUCAUGAGUAAAAGUAAUGCUGCUUUUAACAAACACAGAUUUAAAUUAAAAUUGUGUCUAUUUAUUUUUCCAGCUCCAGAGCUGGCUCAAGGAGAAUGGACCAAGCGGAGUCCCCUUAAAGUGGGAAGAGCAGCCUGAUUAG